Hymenoscyphus albidus is the source of this 455-nucleotide messenger RNA. The record is from the annotation of a GenBank genome assembly. NCBI's taxonomy places the organism in Eukaryota, Fungi, Ascomycota, Leotiomycetes, Helotiales, Helotiaceae.
AUGACAGCCACCAGAGAAGCGGUCACAAAAAAAGUUCUCAGUGCGAUGUGUUUGUGGUAUAAAUUCGCUCCUAUUUCUCUUUCAUCCCCUGCCUCGGUUUUGGCAUCGGAUUUUGAUAGGGUAGAUUUGGUGGUUCGGGCCCGGAGUUUAAGUAGUAAGAGGAUGGUUCCGCUGGACCAGAACACGGGACCGGUCCAAUUUGAUAGGAAGGUUAGGACUCCUACUGCGAGGACGUUGUACCCACUCACUCCGUUGUAUGCAGAGCUCAAAUCGAUGCUAGAAAUUGCGUUCGAGCCGCCCAUUGCGAAGAAUGAGGUAUGUUGCAAUAAUAAACUGGUGGUGGUGAUUUCCACCAGGGAAAGGGGCUGUGUGGAGAGGAGGUAGAGUUGGAUUUCGAAUAACAGCAGUAUGGGAAUGUUGGUCGCGCGAGAUUGGGUGGCGAGGAAGAGGGUUAG